This is a messenger RNA of Miniopterus natalensis, 6862 nucleotides long. The record is from RefSeq and is a predicted model, not a curated record. Lineage: Eukaryota; Metazoa; Chordata; Mammalia; Chiroptera; Miniopteridae.
UGCCGCUCAACUUCUCUCCUAGGCGCAGGAGCUUUGAAGUCAUUUGUCUCUCUCCGGUUGGAUCGACUUCUUAUUUUGAUAUUUUGGGCGUUGCGGUUUACGCAGGAACCUCGAUACCGCUCUCCCCCCUCCCUCUCCCUCUUUCAACCUUUGGAUGCGUCUGUACUGGCAGAUUGAAAGACCCAAGUCUUGGCUGUGGAAUUUCUUGGAUGGACUUGCAGGGGCUGGUGUUGUCAAGCAUGUCACCAUAGCCCUGUCCUUGUCUUGUUGUUGUUGGUAAAGUUCUUUUGUUUUCAUUUUUUUUUUUCCUUCCCCCACUAAUAAAUCACCAAACUGUUACCUAGCAGGCCGGUACCUGCCUCUCCCAGGACUAGGUGGUUCGUCUGCCAGAAGAGGAGCUAUGUUGGAAGAGCAGCCUACUCCACCCCUCUCCUCUCCAGCCCUUGAACGCCACCGCACACUGGCAUUUUGAAAAAAAAAAAUUGCCUCCAGAAACUGAGCACCCCCCAGUCCUCUCCUCCCCCCUUUUUUAACUCCUUGAGGAAUGGAGCUUUGCAGAGGUUGUAUUUAGAUUCAACAGUUCCGAGCAGCGGGGUCGCUGCUGCCGUCUCUCCAAAGAGCUCGCGAGGCUCCCCGGAGGCGGUGGUCCCUCCCGCCCGUCUGGAUGCGGCUCUGAGUCUCCGUGUGUCUUUCUGCUUGUUGCUGUGUGCAGGUGUUUGGCCGCGAUCACCUUUGUGUGUCUUCUGUCUGUUUAAACUUCAGGAUGGCUCGCUUCGGGGAGGCGGUGGUCGGCAGGCCAGGGUCUGGCGAUGGAGACUCGGACCAGAGCAGGAACCGGCAAGGAACCCCCGUGCCAGCCUCGGGGCAGGGGGCCGCCUACAAGCAGUCGAAAGCGCAGAGGGCGCGGACUAUGGCUUUGUACAACCCCAUUCCUGUCCGGCAGAACUGUUUCACCGUCAACAGAUCCCUGUUCAUCUUUGGAGAAGAUAACAUUGUCAGGAAAUACGCCAAGAAGCUCAUCGAUUGGCCGCCGUUUGAGUACAUGAUCCUGGCCACCAUCAUUGCCAACUGCAUCGUCUUGGCCCUGGAGCAGCAUCUUCCCGAGGAUGACAAGACCCCCAUGUCCCGCAGACUGGAGAAGACGGAACCGUAUUUCAUUGGGAUCUUUUGCUUUGAAGCUGGGAUCAAAAUCGUGGCCCUGGGGUUCAUCUUCCACAAGGGCUCGUACCUCCGCAAUGGCUGGAAUGUCAUGGACUUCAUCGUGGUUCUCAGCGGCAUCCUGGCCACUGCGGGAACCCACUUCAACACGCAUGUGGACCUGAGGACCCUCCGGGCCGUGCGUGUCCUGAGGCCCCUGAAGCUCGUGUCGGGGAUACCCAGCCUGCAGAUCGUGCUGAAGUCCAUCAUGAAGGCCAUGGUGCCCCUGCUGCAGAUCGGCCUCCUGCUCUUCUUCGCCAUCCUGAUGUUCGCUAUCAUUGGCUUGGAGUUCUACAGUGGGAAGCUGCACCGCGCCUGCUUCAUGAACAAUUCAGGUAUUCUUGAAGGAUUCGACCCCCCUCACCCAUGUGGCGUGCAGGGCUGCCCAGCUGGUUAUGAAUGCAGGGACUGGAUCGGCCCCAACGACGGGAUCACCCAGUUUGACAACAUCCUCUUUGCUGUGUUGACUGUCUUCCAGUGCAUCACCAUGGAAGGGUGGACCACCGUGCUGUACAAUACCAAUGAUGCCUUAGGAGCCACCUGGAAUUGGCUGUACUUCAUCCCCCUCAUCAUCAUUGGAUCCUUCUUUGUUCUCAACCUAGUCCUGGGAGUGCUUUCUGGGGAAUUUGCCAAGGAGAGGGAGAGAGUGGAGAACCGGAGGGCCUUCAUGAAACUGCGGCGCCAGCAGCAGAUUGAGCGGGAGCUGAAUGGGUACCGCGCCUGGAUCGACAAAGCAGAGGAAGUCAUGCUUGCUGAGGAAAAUAAAAACUCUUCUCACCGCCCCCCGUGUCCUGGCACAGUGCUUCGACGGGCCACCAUCAAACGCAGCCGCACAGAGGCCAUGACCCGAGACUCCAGCGACGAGCACUGUGUUGACAUCUCCUCUGUGGGCACGCCCCUGGCCCGAGCCAGCAUCAAAAGCGCAAAGGUGGACGGGGCCUCCUAUUUCCGGCACAAGGAGAGGCUCCUGCGCAUCUCUGUCCGCCACAUGGUUAAAUCCCAAGUGUUUUACUGGAUCGUGCUGAGCCUGGUGGCUCUCAACACCGCCUGUGUGGCCAUCGUCCAUCACAACCAGCCCCAGUGGCUCACCCACCUCCUCUACUAUGCAGAAUUUUUGUUUCUGGGACUCUUCCUCUUGGAGAUGUCCCUGAAGAUGUAUGGCAUGGGGCCUCGCCUUUAUUUUCACUCUUCAUUCAACUGCUUUGACUUUGGGGUCACAGUGGGCAGUAUCUUUGAAGUAGUCUGGGCAAUCUUCAGACCUGGGACAUCUUUUGGAAUCAGUGUCUUGCGAGCUCUCCGGCUUCUAAGAAUAUUUAAAAUAACCAAGUACUGGGCAUCCCUACGGAAUUUGGUGGUCUCCUUGAUGAGUUCCAUGAAGUCUAUCAUCAGUUUGCUCUUCCUACUCUUCCUCUUCAUCGUUGUCUUUGCUCUCUUAGGAAUGCAGCUGUUUGGAGGCAGGUUUAACUUUAAUGAUGGGACUCCUUCGGCAAACUUUGACACCUUUCCUGCAGCCAUCAUGACUGUGUUCCAGAUCCUGACAGGUGAGGACUGGAAUGAGGUGAUGUACAAUGGGAUCCGCUCCCAGGGUGGGGUCAGCUCGGGCAUGUGGUCAGCUAUCUAUUUCAUUGUGCUCACCUUGUUUGGAAACUACACGCUGCUGAAUGUGUUCUUGGCCAUCGCUGUGGACAAUCUGGCCAAUGCCCAGGAGCUGACCAAGGAUGAGCAGGAAGAAGAGGAGGCCUUCAACCAGAAGCAUGCACUCCAGAAGGCCAAGGAGGUCAGCCCGAUGUCCGCGCCCAACAUGCCUUCUAUCGAGAGGGAGCGGAGGCGCCGCCACCACAUGUCAGUGUGGGAGCAGCGCACCAGCCAGCUGAGGCGGCACAUGCAGAUGUCCAGCCAGGAGGCCCUCAACAAGGAGGAGGCCCCGCCCAUGAACCCGCUCAACCCCCUCAACCCGCUGAGCCCCCUCAACCCGCUCAAUGCCCACCCCAGCCUCUACCGGAGAUCCCGGCCCAUUGAGGGGCUGGCCCUGGGCCUGGGCCUGGAGAAGUGUGAGGAGGAGCGCAUCAGCCGCGGGGGGUCCCUCAAGGGGGACGGAGGGGACCUCUCGAGUGCCCUGGACAACCAGAGGAGCCCCUUGUCCUUGGGCAAACGGGAGCCGCCGUGGCUGGCCAGGCCCUGUCUUGGGAACUGUGACCCGGCCCAGCAGGAGGCUGGGGGAGGCGAGACUGUGGUGACCUUUGAGGACAGGGCCAGGCACAGGCAGAGCCAGCGGCGCAGCCGGCACCGCCGAGUCAGGACGGAGGGCAAGGAGCCUUCCUCCGCCUCCCAGAGCCGGUCGGCCAGCCAGGAGCGAGGCCUGGAUGACGGUGUGCCCACCGAGGGGGAGAAGGACCGCGAGCCCAGGGGCAGCCACGCGAGCAGGGAACCCACGAUCCAGGAAGAAGAGGGAGCCCAGGACUUGAGGAGGACCAAUAGUCUGAUGGUUCCCCGAGGCUCCGGGCUGGCAGGAGCCCUUGACGAGGCUGACAUACCCCUCGUCCUGCCCGAAGCAGAGCUGGAAGUGGGGAAGGCGCUGACGGAGCAGGAGCCCGAGGGCAGCAGUGAGCAAGCGCUGCUGGGGGACGUGCAGCUGGACGUGGGCCGGGUCAUCAGCCAGAGUGAGCCCGACCUCUCCUGCGUUACUGCCAACACGGACAAGGCCGCCACCGAGAGCACCAGCGUCACUGUCGCCAUCCCUGACGUGGGCCCCCUGGUGGACUCGACCGUGGUGCACAUCAGCAGCAAGACUGAUGGUGAAGCCAGUCCCUUGAAGGAGGCGGAGACCAAAGAGGAGGAGGAAGAGGAGGGGAAGAAGCCAAAGGAGAAGCGGGAGACGGGCAAAGCCAUGGUGCCCCACAGCUCCAUGUUUAUCUUCAGCACCACCAACCCGAUCCGCAGGGCCUGCCACUACAUCGUGAACCUGCGCUACUUCGAGAUGUGCAUUCUCCUGGUGAUCGCAGCCAGCAGCAUUGCCCUGGCGGCCGAGGACCCCGUCCUGACCAACUCGGAGCGCAACAGAGUCCUGCGGUAUUUUGACUAUGUUUUCACUGGCGUGUUCACCUUUGAGAUGGUUAUAAAGAUGAUAGACCAGGGCUUGAUUCUACAGGAUGGUUCCUACUUCCGAGACCUGUGGAACAUCCUGGACUUUGUGGUGGUAGUUGGUGCGUUGGUGGCCUUUGCUUUGGCAACCAACAAGGGGCGGGACAUCAAGACCAUCAAGUCUCUGCGGGUGCUCCGGGUUCUGAGGCCACUGAAGACCAUCAAACGCCUGCCCAAGCUCAAGGCUGUCUUUGACUGUGUGGUGACCUCACUGAAGAACGUCUUCAACAUACUCAUUGUCUACAAGCUCUUCAUGUUCAUCUUUGCUGUUAUCGCUGUUCAGCUGUUCAAGGGAAAGUUCUUUUAUUGCACGGACAGUUCCAAGGACACAGAGAAGGAGUGCAUAGGCAACUAUGUGGAUCAUGAGAAAAACAAGAUGGAAGUGAAGGGUCGGGAAUGGAAGCGCCAUGAAUUCCACUACGACAACAUCAUCUGGGCCCUUCUCACGCUCUUCACCGUCUCCACGGGGGAAGGAUGGCCUCAGGUUUUGCAGCACUCUGUGGAUGUGACAGAGGAGGACCGGGGCCCGAGCCGCAGCAACCGCAUGGAGAUGUCCAUCUUUUAUGUGGUCUACUUCGUAGUCUUCCCCUUCUUCUUUGUCAACAUCUUUGUGGCUCUCAUCAUCAUCACUUUCCAGGAGCAGGGGGACAAGAUGAUGGAGGAGUGCAGCCUGGAGAAGAACGAGAGGGCCUGUAUCGACUUUGCCAUCAGUGCCAAGCCGCUCACCCGCUACAUGCCACAGAACAGGCACACCUUCCAGUAUCGCGUCUGGCACUUCGUGGUGUCCCCGUCCUUUGAGUACACCAUCAUGGCCAUGAUCGCCUUGAACACCAUCGUGCUGAUGAUGAAGUACUACUCUGCUCCGUGUACUUAUGAACUGGCCCUGAAGUACCUGAAUAUUGCCUUCACCAUGGUGUUUUCCUUGGAAUGUGUCCUGAAGAUCAUCGCAUUUGGCUUCUUGAACUAUUUCCGAGACACCUGGAAUAUCUUCGACUUCAUCACCGUGAUCGGCAGCAUCACAGAAAUCAUCUUGACAGACAGCAAGCUUGUGAACACCAGUGGCUUCAACAUGAGCUUCCUGAAGCUCUUCCGCGCCGCCCGCCUCAUCAAGCUGCUGCGUCAGGGCUACACCAUCCGUAUUCUGCUCUGGACCUUCGUUCAGUCCUUUAAGGCCCUCCCCUACGUCUGCCUUUUGAUUGCCAUGCUUUUCUUCAUCUAUGCCAUCAUUGGGAUGCAGGUAUUUGGAAACAUAAAACUAGAUGAGGAGAGUCACAUCAACCGGCACAACAACUUCCGGAGUUUCUUUGGGUCCCUCAUGCUACUGUUCAGGAGCGCCACGGGGGAGGCCUGGCAGGAGAUCAUGCUGUCGUGCCUCGGGGAGAAAGGCUGUGAGCCGGACACCACGGCGCCGUCGGGGCAGAGCGAGAGCGAGCGCUGCGGCACCGACCUGGCCUACGUGUACUUUGUCUCCUUCAUCUUCUUCUGCUCCUUCCUGAUGCUCAACCUGUUCGUGGCUGUCAUCAUGGACAACUUUGAAUACCUGACUCGGGACUCAUCCAUCCUGGGGCCUCACCACUUGGACGAAUUUGUCCGUGUCUGGGCAGAAUAUGACAGAGCUGCAUGUGGCAGGAUCCCGUAUAAGGAUAUGUACAAAUUAGUGCGGGUCAUCUCGCCGCCUUUGGGCCUGGGAGAGAACUGCCCCUACAGGGUGGCUUGCAAGAGGUUGGUCCUGAUGAAUAUGCCCGUGGCCGAGGACAUGACUGUCCACUUCACCUCCACCCUGAUGGCUCUGAUCCGGACAGCUCUGGACAUCAAGAUCGCCAAAGGUGGUGCUGACAGGCAGCAGCUAGACUCGGAGCUACAGAAAGAGACCCUGGCCAUCUGGCCUCACCUUUCCCAGAAGAUGCUAGACCUGCUUGUGCCCAUGCCCAAAGCCUCUGACCUGACUGUGGGCAAAAUCUAUGCAGCAAUGAUGAUCAUGGACUACUACAAACAGAGUAAGGUGAAGAAGCAGAGGCAGCAGCUGGAGGAACAGAAAAACGCACCCAUGUUCCAGCGCAUGGAGCCCUCGUCUCUGCCGCAGGAGAUCAUCGCCAACGCCAAAGCUCUGCCUUACCUCCAGCAGGACCCCGUGCCAGGCCUGAGUGGCCGGAGUGGAUACCCUUCGAUGAGUCCGCUCUCCCCCCAGGAAAUAUUCCAGCUGGCGUGCAUGGACCCACCCGAUGACGCACAGUACCAAGAGCAGCAGUCUCUGGUGGUAACAGACCCGAGCUCCAUGAGACGUUCAUUUUCCACGAUUCGGGAUAAGCGUUCCAAUUCCUCGUGGUUGGAGGAAUUCUCCAUGGAGCGAAGCAGUGAGAACACCUACAAGUCCCGUCGCCGGAGUUACCACUCCUCCCUGCGGCUGUCAGCCCACCGCCUGAACUCAGACUCAGGUAAGGAGGUCUUUUUCCUGUUUGCCUUUCGGGUUCCUGCCCUGAUGGGGGUAUUCUGGCAAGGACUGAACACCUCUGGAAGAGACUGA